GAUCAUGUGUGUUGAUUAUUUGUUUGAAUGAGCAGGGGGAAGAUGACUAUGUGCAACCUGACGCUGGGCAGUGAGGUGCAGGUGUUCCAGAUGGUGGUUGCCAUCCCCACCUUUGCGCUGGGCUUCCUGGUCAACGUGGCUGUGCUGGUGCUCUUCUGCCGCCAGUGGAGGAACUGCAGCGACAUGAUGGUCUACCUGGCCAACAUCGCACUGGCCGACAGCACGGCCCUGUUCUCCCUGCCCCUCAGGAUAUACUCCUACAGUCACCCCUGGCCCUUCUCCCUGAAAGCGUGCAACCUGCUCAUCUCCGCCUACUUCGUCAACACCUACGUCAGCAUCUUCACCACCGUGGCCAUCAGCCUGGUGCGCUACAUAGCCGUGCGCUUCCCCUUCAAGGCCAAGGUGGUGAUGUCUUCGUUCAGGGCCAUGGUGGUGUGCGUGCUCAUCUGGGUGGUGAUCAUCUCUCUGAGUGCUGUGUUUCACGCUGUGGAUGUCCCACCCCCUGAUGACAACUCCAACGCCACCGCACCAGUGAUCUGGUGCUUUCAGAAGAACUCGGAGCAGCCGCUGCCACUCUCCUUCAUCGUGGUGCUGGUGCUGGUGGGCUACCUGCUGCCCCUGCUCAUCAUGACCUUCUGCUCCGUCAAGGUCAUCCGCACGCUGGUCAGGAGGGACGUGUGCGGCAGCAGCCACCCGGAGAGGAAGCAGUCCGUGCGCAUCAUCGCCGCCAACAUGGCCGUGUUUGUCGUCUGCUUCUCCCCGGUUCAUUUCGGCUACCUGCUGAAGUUCCUCAACGAGACACACUGGCCUUGGGACUGCGGAAGGCUGCAGUUCUCGCACUCGUUGGUGCACGUGGGCAGCAGCCUGGCCUCCACAAACUGCUUCCUGGACUCCUUCAGCUACUACUUCCUGGCCACCUCCAGCUGGGGCACGCUGCGGGAGGCCUGCUGUGGCACGCAGCACAAAGACAGGGAGCAGAGCGCCGUCAUCUGACCUCCAUCUUGGAUUGGGCAAGGGAAGCUUUCUCAGCAACAUUAUUGAGAAAGGCAGCAGAGUGAUGUCAACUUACAUCCAUUUUAGGUAGGGCAAACCUGCUGCUGCAAACACCACAGAGUGCAGCGAUGUCAUCCAUCUUGGACAGGGGAGGCACGCUCAGUGACACGUCUGAGAGAGCCAGCACAGUGCCUAUAUCUGACAUCCGUCUUGGACAGGGCAAAGGGAUCAUUCUCAGAGACAUGUCUGAGAGAGACAGCACAACACUGUCAUCUGACAUCCAUCUUGGACAGGGCAAAGGGAUCAUUCUCAGAGACAUGUCUGAGAGAGACAGCACAACACUGUCAUCUGACAUCCAUCUUGGACAAGGCUUGAUGGAUGCUGCCUUGCAUACAUGAACUAAUGGUUAUAGAGGGGGCAUUUGGAUCAGAGACAUGACUGGAAAAUGAAACUGUACUGUAACUUAUGUUCCAACCACAAGUGGUCAAGUCGUUGAGGUCGCCAAAGACGACCCUGAAGAAGACACUCGGUCGAAACGUUAGUCAUGCUUGCACCAAAAUAAAAUAGUAGGGAACGUAUCCAGUGUGCUCCUGACAUCCUCUGCCCAGUCUCUCUGAAGUGGACCAACUUGUUUCCUAUCACCUUCAUCUCAUUUUAUUUAUUUGUUUAUCAUUAUGACGUUGGAAUGUUUGAUAUUGCUUAUCAUGCUGCAGCUCUGGCUUAUCGAUAUGGAAUAUUGAUACAUCCACAUGCACACAUGUGCGCCCACACUGUUGCUGUGUGUCAUUGUAAGUUUGUGCCAGUGCAUAGAGCUACUGUAGGACUUGAGGUAAAGGACACUUGCACUUAGCUCAACUCCAUUUUUUUUAUUAACUCAAUUUUUUUAUACCCACGUUAACAAAUCGCUAAUUU
This is a messenger RNA of Engraulis encrasicolus (European anchovy), 1905 nucleotides long. It is a transcript of the gene gpr35.2, whose product is annotated as G protein-coupled receptor 35, tandem duplicate 2. The coding region runs from base 28 to 993 and encodes 321 amino acids. Gene Ontology annotation, molecular function: G protein-coupled receptor activity. Gene Ontology annotation, biological process: phospholipase C-activating G protein-coupled receptor signaling pathway; positive regulation of Rho protein signal transduction. Gene Ontology annotation, cellular component: plasma membrane. The record is from RefSeq and is a predicted model, not a curated record. NCBI's taxonomy places the organism in Eukaryota, Metazoa, Chordata, Actinopteri, Clupeiformes, Engraulidae. The transcript has 4 exons.